Molecule: messenger RNA, 489 nt
Organism: Ornithodoros turicata
Lineage: Eukaryota; Metazoa; Arthropoda; Arachnida; Ixodida; Argasidae
Exons: 1
Coding region: 1-489 (162 amino acids)
Source: RefSeq, a predicted model, not a curated record
AUGCUUCCCAAGAUCGUGCGCAACUACAACAACACCAAACACAGGACGUUGGGCAUCAGCCUGUCCGAAGUCACGCACGAAAACGAAUUGGAGCUGUUCAAUAAGAUAAAUGGGAAGGCCGUCGUACCUUCCAUGAAAAAGAAGUUCCAAGUGGGGGAUAAAAUGAGGGUUCUACUACAGAGAAAACGUUUUCUAAAGAGCUCGGAAGGGAGUUGGUCGCCUCAGAUUUUCACCGUCUCCCGCCGGAGAGACACCUCCCCUCCUGUCGUGCAUCUGGAGGAAUACCGGGGUAAGGAAGUGGACGGAUCUUUCUACCCGGAGGAGGUACUCGUUGUAACCCGAGACGCCAAUCAGCCUUGGCCAGUAAUGAAAGUGCUGAGAAAGAAGAAAGUGAACGGUCAGAGCUUCCCCUUGGUUUGCUGGUUCGGUUAUGACAAAGAACACAACAGUUGGGUUCCGAGCAGCGACGUGGUCAAGAUUGGCAAAUGA